AGUGUAGACGAAACGAAUUUGUAAUCGAAGCGUUAGGUGAAAACGCAAAUAUUUAAGUCUCCGUCGCUGUUGUAGGCUAUUAGUGUUUUAAAAUUGAAAGUGUAAAGGUAAGCCAAGUUACUUCAGUUGCACCACCCAUGGCUAUGUGUAUGCCACUACCUUAACUUAAGCAACUGGGUUUUGAUCUUGUGCGGUGCAUGUGAUGUGCUGAGUUGCAUAAUUUGCCCAGACAACCCGAAGAUUUGCCUUUUUGACAGUUUCCUUCCGCCUUCCGCACAUGUGGACAGCGAGCCAAAUAAAUAAAUCCAGUGGAGCAGUCUCGCCCUCAGUCUGGCUUGACCAAGGACCAGACAACAAGCGAACAGGUUUGCCAUGAAAGCUGGAUUCAGAGCUACCAUGCCUGCAUUAGUCGCCGUCGCCCUCCUAUUGGUUUUGAGUUGUACUCAUGUUUUCGCCUUGAAGUCACACCUUUUCAGGCAUAGAGUGGCUGCUCCCACAGACGUUGUCAUCAAUUAUGAAACCUACUACUUUGACCAAGAGAUCGACCAUUUUGGAUUCCUGGAGAAUGGCACUUUCAAGCAGAGAUAUUUGGUUGCAGGCCAGCACUGGAGGAAGGAUGACGGUCCCAUCCUCUUCUACACUGGCAAUGAAGGAGACAUCGCAUGGUUCUGUAACAACACUGGAUUUAUGUGGGAUGUGGCUGAAGAGCUGGGUGCCAUGUUGGUUUUCGCUGAGCACCGCUACUAUGGAGAAUCUAUGCCAUUUGGGGCUGAGUCUUACAGUGAUGCUAAGCAUCUGAACUACCUGAGCUCAGAACAGGCCCUGGCAGACUUCGCUGUGCUCAUAAAGUAUCUGAAGGCCAGCUGGUCUGGUGCUCAGAACAGCGCAGUGGUAGCUGUGGGAGGCUCGUAUGGGGGCAUGCUAGCUGCCUGGUUCAGGAUGAAGUAUCCUCAUGUUGUGGCUGGUGCCCUGGCUGCCUCUGCUCCCAUCUGGCAGUUCCCGGACAUGGUGCCCUGUGGCGUCUUCUACAAAAUAGUCUCCGAUGAUUUUGCUAAGAGCGGAGUGAACUGCCACGCCAAUAUCAGGAGGUCGUGGAAGGCUAUCGAUACAGCAGCCUCCACAGAGGAAGGCCUCCAGUGGCUCUCCAGAGAGUUCAGUCUCUGUGCUCCGCUCGCGAGGGCCGACGGCCUGAAGAGCUGGCUGCAGGAGACGUGGGUGAACUUGGCAAUGGUGGACUACCCGUACAAAGCCAACUUCCUGCAGCCCCUACCAGCCUGGCCUAUAAAGGUGGUUUGCCAGCGUCUCACGUUCAGCCCUGAGGUGCCCGAGAAGCAGCUUCUCCACGGCAUCGCCCAGGCGGCCAAGGUCUACUACAACUACACGGGAGACGCCGCCUGCCUCAACAUAUCCCAGUCCGCCACCGGCAACCUGGGCAUGAUGGGCUGGUUCUACCAGGCCUGUACAGAGAUGGUGAUGCCCAUGUGCUCAGAUGGCGUGCAGGACAUGUUUGAGCCACAGGAGUGGGACUUCCAGGCCUUCUCAGACGAAUGCUACGGCAUGUUUGGAGUGAGGCCGAGACCCGAUUGGGCAGAGGUCGUCUACGGAGGGAAAAACAUCUCCUCCCACAGCAACAUCAUCUUCAGUAACGGAGGCCUGGACCCCUGGUCCGGAGGCGGCGUGACGCAGAGCCUCUCCGACUCGCUGGUGGCCGUGUGGAUUCCGGACGGAGCGCACCACCUGGACCUGCGCUACAACAACGAGUACGACCCGAAGUCCGUGCUGGACGCGCGGCGGAAGGAGAUAGCCCUCAUCCAGCAGUGGAUCAAGCAGUGGGCCGCUCACGCUCACGCCCACGGCCAAGUAUGACCAGAUGUCCCCGGUGUCGGAGUCCAGACCCAACCUUCUGUGGUUCUGACCGAAGAAAACAGAUCAUCGUUUUUCAACGGCUUGAUGUUUACUUGAGACUGAUGCAGCUUAAAACCUCUUCACUGAUGCAGCUUACAAACCUUUUUUAUUUUUUAUUUUUAUUUUUCAAAAUCUAUGCGAUACAAUCAGGAACUGAACCAAAUAAAAAGGGAUCCGAUUUGAAGUUGUUUUCAGAAUUGCCAAACAACGAAUGAUGUAGUUCUGUAGCUUGCUUUGACAGAAGGGUAAAUGACAUAAUGAAACUAAUGCUUUAAGUGGACAUUUGAAUGAUUUGCUAUGAUUGGCGUGUUUGCCUGUGCCUUAAGUAGAUUAUAAUAACGAUCACAUGCAUCCAGAUGGCUUAACUGAAAAUAGAGAAUGAUGAAAAUGACUCAUUUGUGUCCUUAUUGAGGGCAAAGGUCUGAAUUGGUUUCUUUUCGCCCAAUGGUAUAAUUAUCAGGUAUUACGAAGCCUUUUUAUAGUUACAUUUCGGAUGUCAUGAUGCCAUUAUCACAGCCAGCUGUUUCUGUCAGCUGAAAGGCCAUUUCCAUCCAUACUGUGUAAUAAUCAGUGCCUACAUUAGGCUAAGAUGUCAUACUAGUACUGACGGGAAUUUCAGGAAGAACGUUGUGGUCAAACCAAAUGUAAAACACUAUUCUGUACACAUCUUCAGUACGAAAGGGCAGUGUUGAGUUAAUAUAUAAAAUGUUUGAAAACAAUCUUUGUUGAAUUGUAACUAAUGGCAACAGCUACUUUUGUGCUCCCCUCUGUACACAUUGCACUCUGGCCAGAGGAUUUUAAAGUGUUUUUUAGGGCUGGACCCAAAUGUCACAUAGCCAGAUUAUGUGGUACACACAGGCUAUUUUAAACCAGUGCUUUAGACCUUUUCAUUGAAUUAGUUAAUGACAAGUCAUUUGGGGCAAUCUCUUAGUGACGUAAUAUCGCAAAAUGUCAAGGAGUGACUAACUUUUCUGUCUUUGUUGCUGGAUAAAAAGCUGCCUAUUUUUACCCCAA
Sardina pilchardus (European sardine) is the source of this 2919-nucleotide messenger RNA. RefSeq names its product prolylcarboxypeptidase (angiotensinase C) (gene prcp). The record is from RefSeq and is a predicted model, not a curated record. Gene Ontology annotation, molecular function: dipeptidyl-peptidase activity; serine-type exopeptidase activity. Bases 373 to 1866 code for a protein of 497 amino acids. Gene Ontology annotation, biological process: negative regulation of systemic arterial blood pressure; angiogenesis involved in wound healing; proteolysis. NCBI's taxonomy places the organism in Eukaryota, Metazoa, Chordata, Actinopteri, Clupeiformes, Clupeidae. The transcript is spliced from 9 exons.